AAGCCAUUAUUUCUCAACUACCACUUCUCUGAUCUCUCUGUGUUUUUCUUUCUCUAACUUCAUCCAUUUCGAUGGCCUCUUGUAAGUCUUCUAUUGCACUAAACUUAACAGAUCGCGUCGGAUCUUCCUAUCCUCCACGUGUUUCCGGCGAGAUCCACGUCAUCAUCGGCCCCAUGUUUGCCGGCAAGACUACUUCUCUCCUCCGUCGGAUCAGAUCUGAACGCAACAAUGGCCGAAACGUCGCAAUGAUAAAAUCGAGCAAGGAUACAAGGUACGCCAUUGACUCAGUGGUAACUCACGACGGAGUGAAAUUCCCAUGUUGGGCAUUGCCGGAUCUCACUUCUUUUCGACACAAUGUCGGAGAAGAUGCUUAUGAAAAGCUGGAUGUGAUUGGCAUAGACGAAGCACAAUUUUUCGAAGAUUUGUACGAUUUCUGCUGCAAAGUUGCCGACAAUGAUGGCAAAACAGUAAUUUUAUCUGGCUUAGACGGCGAUUAUUUGAGAAGGAGCUUUGGGUCAGUUCUGGACAUAAUUCCGCUAGCUGAUACAGUAACAAAGUUAACUGCAAGAUGCGAAGUGUGUGGGAAAAAGGCAUUUUUCACAUUCAGGAAAACAGCAGCGACCCAAACGGAACUGAUCGGAGGGGCAGAUUUAUACAUGCCUGUUUGUCGACAGCAUUAUGUCAAUGGACAAACGGUUGUUGAAACUUCGAGGAUUGUUCUUGAAUCAACAAGUGUUCAUCAUCAAACAACUCAAUUAUCUUGCCUUGAAGCAGCAACUGCAGCAGUACUUCAAUCUCAGUAAUGGAUAAGUUAUUGCUUUUAUACAUCAUAAAUAGAAAUGUGCGGAAUGGGGUCAUUGGCCGGCCUAGUGUAUUUUUAGCAUCUUUCAUAAUUCGUCAUAGCUGUCGUGCUUGUACUAUUGAGUUACCUAAGUUAUCUGGAUUUCACUUCUUAUUAUGUAUAGUAUAGAUAAUGAUUUUACAAGGACAGUUUCUAAAGUACUUUGGUUUUUGUUGA
Molecule: messenger RNA, 1018 nt
Organism: Gossypium raimondii (Peruvian cotton)
Lineage: Eukaryota; Viridiplantae; Streptophyta; Magnoliopsida; Malvales; Malvaceae
Product: thymidine kinase a
Exons: 4
Coding region: 72-803 (243 amino acids)
Biological process (GO): thymidine metabolic process
Molecular function (GO): ATP binding; thymidine kinase activity
Source: RefSeq, a predicted model, not a curated record